This is a messenger RNA of Tripterygium wilfordii, 3018 nucleotides long. Its product is annotated as probable ADP-ribosylation factor GTPase-activating protein AGD14. The record is from RefSeq and is a predicted model, not a curated record. The transcript has 14 exons. Gene Ontology annotation, molecular function: GTPase activator activity. The coding region runs from base 324 to 2573 and encodes 749 amino acids. Lineage: Eukaryota; Viridiplantae; Streptophyta; Magnoliopsida; Celastrales; Celastraceae.
GAACGACAGCACACUUCAUUGUUGUGGCCUCUGCAAUUCGUCCUGUAAUUUCAACUGCCAAAAAACCAGUCACCUAACUGUCUAACCGUUACUAACGGCUACUUUCUCUCCUUCUUGAGUUCGUUGACCUCUCUCACGAUCACUGAUUCUUGUGUACACAUGGCGGUCCCUAAACCCUUGAGUCGUUGUAAUUCUCUGGAAUUGAUUUGGGGCUACCGUUCUCCAUUUUCAUCUGCUACUUUUCCCAUUUCUAGGGUUUCUUGGCUUUCGUCGAUCAUACGACGUCUUUAUCAAUAUAAGAGUGGGUCUCAGCGUUUCAAAAGAUGGUGAACCGGAUCAAGGAAGAAGAGAAAAUUGAAAGGACCAUUCGUGGUCUUUUGAAACUUCCAGAGAAUCGAAGAUGCAUUAAUUGCGACAGCCUGGGACCACAAUAUGUCUGCACAACUUUCAAUACAUUUAUUUGCACAAACUGUAGUGGGAUACAUCGGGAAUUCACGCAUCGAGUCAAAUCAGUGUCAAUGGCUAGAUUUAAUGCAGAAGAAGUCAGUGCUCUUCAAGCUGGGGGGAAUAAGCGAGCACGGGAAAUUUAUUUCAAGGAAUGGAAUUCUCAGCUUAAUUCUUACCCUGAUGGAAGUAAUCUCUAUAGACUUCGGGAUUUUAUCGAGAAUGUAUAUGUACAUAGAAAGUACACUGGUGAGAGGAUUGCUGAAAAUCUAUCCGACAAGAGUACUGAAAAGCUUGUAAGGCUGAGACUGGGUGACAAAGAGGGUUUUAAUGAAAGUAGAAAGGUAAAUGCAUAUAGAAGUCCAAGUUAUGAGGAUAGACAUGAAUGGAAUGGAAGGUCUGGUACUGGUGGAAGAAGUGAGGACAGAAGUUUUAGACAUUAUUACGAUGAAAGAAGAAGCCCUCAAUAUGCCCCAGGUAGUUCAAGAAGUGGAGGUUUUAAGAGAAGUCCUGCACGCUUUGAGGUUGUUGAUGACAGGUUUAGAGAUGAUGGAUUUGGAAGUAGAAGACAAUCAGACCGCCGAAGAUUUUCAAAUAGUGAAUCUAGGGUUGACAACAAGUCACCUCAACGUCAGAAUAGCAUGGAUCAGUUCACUUCAGUCACAGUACGUCCUGUGAAAGACAUUUUGGGAGAGAACAGUCAACCUCUUCCUGCAGGAGAAAGUUCUAAAGAAAAGAACAGGAAGGACACUGAGGAUUGUGAUCAAAAUCAGAACAUUACAUCUUCUGGUAAACCUGGGUCUGUUGAUGGGAAUCAUCUGGAAAUUAAAGCCCAAAAUUCAGAAAGCUUGAUCGAUUUUAAUUCUGAACCUGAGCCCUCAAAUGCUGCGGCGUCACAAACACAGCAGGGACAUUGCAAUUCAUCUUCAUCUGAAUUCUCUGUGCAAGAGGAGGCUCGUCAGGUCCCAAUGACAAAUACUUUGGAAUCCUUACUGUUUGAAUUAUCGGUUCCCUCAUUUCCGCCUGUUGGUAAAGCUCCUGAAAUACCAAGUAGCAAUAAUGCUCCAUCAACUGCAUUGGGAUGCUACAUCCCUGAAGGCAACGUUUCAGCAGCUGCACCAGCGGAGCAAAUGCCAAGAUUGUUCCAUAGUGGUGGUGCUUCAAGAACUCCAUCAACUACCAAUGAGGCAACACAACCUCCAUUGUCUGCACUUGUAGGGCACAUAUCUGAUUCAACCUUAUUUGAUAACUUUACUGAUUCAGGAACUGCUAUAACUACCAACUUGCCUGUGCAACCAUCAAAGGAUGUUCCUUUACAAGCUGAACCUGAUUUUAUCAGUGCAUCAACUAUCAAAGUUCCUGAUGCACAGCAGCUAUCCCGCAUGCAGCAAAAUCAACCUUCUGCAUCCCCUCUUGCCAAUAGUAGCUCUGCUGUACGAGAGGCAGCUAUGCCAGCAGAAUCUAUAAAUAACCAGCCACAGACGCCAUCAAAUGUACCUAAGGGUCAACUAUACUGUGAUGCAUCUGCUGAACAAUCAUUUUCCAGAAUUCCUGUGCCAACCCAAGAAACCAGUUCUGGAGUUGAAUCCAAGACCAUUCAAGCAGAAGUAAAGUCUACUGGAAGAAAGGAACUGCCAGCGGACCUUUUUACUGCAAUUUAUUCAGCCGCCCCUGCUCCAUAUCAAGGCUGGCAAACUUACCAACCUCGUGUAGUAGGAUACAAUAUGCAACACUAUCCUAACUCAAUGCAUGUGCCAGCAUAUCCCAACACGGCAAAGUCAGCAAACCCAUUUGAUACUAACAGUGAAGCAACUGGACUGCAGUCCCCACCAUUUCCUUCCAAGGUGCCUCUGCAAGGAGCACGCUCUGAUGUUUCAGUUCCAAUGGGCUUAGGGCAUAAUGGCCAUCUAUCAGGGAUGAUUCCUCAGACACCUUCUUAUGCAUCUCCAAUGCCUCAAGGCACACAUAUGGGGCAACAAUCUCAUUAUUAUACCCCACCUUCCAGACCACAAGGAGUUGGUGGUGGAGCAGCUUUUGGCUCAUUUGACAUGGCUCAGCAGUUGACAGACGGAUACUCAAAUGGCAGCCCCAAUUCUUUUACUUCACCCGGAGGAAACCCAUUUGGUUAGAGAAGCAAAAUUUUAUCAACUCCAUAAAGAGCAUAUAUAUUAUUAUCUCUCAGCAGUCAACAUUUUAAGGAAAAAGCCUGGCUUCUUUUUGGUGGAAGAUGAUAUGAAACGUGUGGUCUGGUUGACUGGUGUUUCUACAGCAGUAGUUGGAAUCAUCAAAUUUGUCGAUCUCAGCGGGUCACUUAUUCCUGGUGAAGGGGAUCAAAAAACAUUGACCAUUAUGGACCAAGUGUGUAUAUGAUAGUACUAGAAUACUUGGUUCACUUAUGCUCACUCGGUGCUGCCAUCCUCGAGUGUUGGCUUCUUGUCUUUGUUCCUCAGUGAACAAGGUUGUGUAAAGUACAUAAACAACCUCUCUGUACUUCUUGCAAACUGGACUAUUGUAUCUAUUAAUGAACGAAAACUUGAUUUAAGUAAUGGAAAGCUUAGAAGUUAUUCUCAGAUA